Messenger RNA from Drosophila bipectinata, 700 nucleotides. RefSeq names its product secretory Phospholipase A2 (gene sPLA2). Gene Ontology annotation, biological process: phospholipid metabolic process; arachidonate secretion. NCBI's taxonomy places the organism in Eukaryota, Metazoa, Arthropoda, Insecta, Diptera, Drosophilidae. The record is from RefSeq and is a predicted model, not a curated record.
CCAAAGCUGAAACAUUCAUUGAAGAUGAGCUACUUACACGGAGCUCUUCUCUUAAGCCUGCUGGCUACCGUUUGGGCCUUUGCGGAUGAAGCCAUCUUCGAGGAAGAGGACAUUUACAACCAGGCACUGCCACCGGUGCCGCAUACGGGAAUCACAGUGCCCGGAACCAAGUGGUGUGGUCCAGGAAACACUGCCUCCAAUUUCGAGGAUCUGGGCCGGGAACGGGAAACGGAUAAGUGCUGUCGAGCCCACGAUCAUUGCGACGAGAUUAUAGAAUCUCAUAAUGCGCUCCAUGGAUUGCCAACAAAUACAGAUUGGUUUCCGAUCCUCAAGUGUACGUGUGAGCAGGAGUUCAUAAACUGCCUGCAGGCGGUUAACACCAUGACCUCCAAUACUUUGGGCCGCAUCUACUAUGGCACCAGGAGCAAGUGCUUCGCUAUGGGCUACCCCACCAACGGAUGCAAGCAGUAUCAGACAGGAACGCUCCGCAGCCGCUGCAUUCUGUACCAUGUGGAAAAGUCAAAGCCCAAAAUCUGGCAGUUCUACGACAUGCCCUUCUAUUCAAUCCACAAGACAAAGGCGUGACCAGAAAGUGAAGAUUUGUAGCUGUCUGGAGAUUCUUAUCUACCUUCGAACUUUUUUAAUUAAAUAUGUACAUAUAAUGGAAUAAAAUUCGUUAAACAAUUCGUUAUCAUAGAAA